Molecule: messenger RNA, 366 nt
Organism: Psylliodes chrysocephalus
Lineage: Eukaryota; Metazoa; Arthropoda; Insecta; Coleoptera; Chrysomelidae
Source: the annotation of a GenBank genome assembly
AUGGAAAGAAGACAUUGCGUGAACAAUCCAAAUAAUUUUGGUUAUAUCUGUGGUAGUUAUGUCGUAGUAAAGCAGAGGCAAACUAUAACUUCUUUUGUAAAAAAUGUAUACCACGAUUAUUUUGUUGUAAAAAUUGGCAACCAAGACAAGUCCUGGGCUCCUCAUACUGUUUGUUCUGUUUGCGUUGAAGCAUUAAGAAACUGGCAAAAAGGAAGGAAGAAAAGUUUAAGCUUUGGUGUUCCUAUGGUAUGGCGAGAGCCUAGGAAUCACAGAGAUGAUUGUUAUUUCUGUUCGUGUAAUGUUCAAGGAUUCAACAGAAAAAAUAAGAAACACAUUGUGUAUCCCAAUCUUGACUCUGCUAUUUGA